AAAUUCCAGGCGGAUUUUGAAAUUUGAAAACCUUCAGGUUCAAAUUGUAGCUUCAUUCAUGGCGUCCUCCGUGGAACAAUUUUCUUCGCGGCGAAAUGAUGAACAAUCGGAGUUUAGUUUGAAAGAGUGGGAUCUUAAAGCUCGAAUCCGCCCUGAAAACACUGUUUCGAGAAGAUAUUCAGGUUCAUAUCUCGGAAAUUCUAGAGAAAUUACAAGUUCGUUCCGAUCCAACUUCACCAUUUCCAGCGCUACGUCGUCUCCGGGGUGGUCAUUCAAAGAUGGCUUCGAUCCUUCAACUUAUUCAUUCACUACAGCUCUUAAAGCAUUACAGGCUCGGUCAUUGUAUAAUAGCUUGGAAUGCUCACCGGAAGGGUUUGCUUUAAACUCCAAGUGGAAUGAAGCUGAGAAAUACAUUUGCAAUCCUCUUUCGGGAGAGUUCCCAAUGGAAUGUUUGUCUGCAAAAACACUGAGUGGAAGAUCAUUUCGCAAAUUAACAAACAAAAUCACCGUUUCUACUCCUCUGGUUUACCCCUCAAGAACACUUCAGGAAGACAUUGCUCACUUCCCUAUUCCAGAAACGACAGCUGAGGGAUUGACUAGAGAGGCUGGAACUCAAAGUAAUCCACAGGAUCCCAGUUCUGGUAGUCCUAGCACCGUUUCAACCCCUCCGAUUGUAGAGAGAGCAUUGAACCGAUCAGAACCCGAGAGUGGAGAUUCCCCAAUAUCUAACACACAAACAAAAUCCCAUGAGCAGGUUGAAGUGAAGGUAACAAAAGAGGAGAAAGAAGAAGCAAACAUAGAUAAGGAAGAUGACAGGAUCCCUAUAAGAGAAAAAGAUGAAGAAAUGAACCGCAAUUGCUUAUCACGGGUGAGAAAAAUGCAGAGAAACAAACACAAAUUUACUAGGAAAAUUAUAUGUUUUCCUCAUCUUAAAGGGUGCUACAGAUGGUGAAUACAUAUUUAUCAGUUGGGAUUUACUUAUAUU
This is a messenger RNA of Hibiscus syriacus, 985 nucleotides long. RefSeq lists its product as uncharacterized. The coding region runs from base 59 to 952 and encodes 297 amino acids. The record is from RefSeq and is a predicted model, not a curated record. The transcript is spliced from 5 exons. NCBI's taxonomy places the organism in Eukaryota, Viridiplantae, Streptophyta, Magnoliopsida, Malvales, Malvaceae.